AUGAUGGAUUACAAAAGAUCAUUAAGCAACAUUUCAGAAGUUUCUGAAAGAAACGAACAAAGUGAGAAAACUACACCGACAAAUUGCAGUUCUCAAUCCUUUUUUCAUCAGGCACUUGUUUCUAUCUCGGAAGAUGAACAGGACUCUGACUUAUCGCCAAGAUUAUUGCCAAGUAAAACUCGUAUAAGCAGAAAAGAAAGCAAAGAUACAGCAGAUGAAACAUUAAGGUCAGUUGUAUCAAACAAACGCAAAAGCAUAUUUGGUUCAAACCAGGAUUUGGAUCAAUUGGUGUCCUUGCGAAUUAAUGGAGAUAAAUGCUCUUGUACAUGCAUUAUGUUUUAA
This is a messenger RNA of Blepharisma stoltei, 342 nucleotides long. Lineage: Eukaryota; Ciliophora; Heterotrichea; Heterotrichida; Blepharismidae. The record is from the annotation of a GenBank genome assembly.